Penicillium cinerascens is the source of this 198-nucleotide messenger RNA. RefSeq lists its product as uncharacterized. The record is from RefSeq and is a predicted model, not a curated record. Bases 1 to 198 code for a protein of 65 amino acids. Lineage: Eukaryota; Fungi; Ascomycota; Eurotiomycetes; Eurotiales; Aspergillaceae. The transcript is spliced from 2 exons.
AUGGCCAUUCACGCGGCGCGGCGAAUACAAGGUCUUGCUCCACCCGCCGGUGCUGUUGGACUACUAUAUGCUGCUGCUGCGCAGGCUGAGGGGUGCAAAAAUGAGGUCAUUGCUGAUAUUGACCACGCGAUUUACCAAGUUCCUAAGCGGAAGCCGAUGAGCCUCGAUGCUAGCAAAGAUAUCGCGCGAGAAAUCUAG